This is a messenger RNA of Pistacia vera, 1474 nucleotides long. Its product is annotated as probable protein phosphatase 2C 39. The coding region runs from base 349 to 1197 and encodes 282 amino acids. Gene Ontology annotation, cellular component: cytosol; nucleus. Gene Ontology annotation, molecular function: protein serine/threonine phosphatase activity. NCBI's taxonomy places the organism in Eukaryota, Viridiplantae, Streptophyta, Magnoliopsida, Sapindales, Anacardiaceae. The record is from RefSeq and is a predicted model, not a curated record. The transcript has 5 exons. Gene Ontology annotation, biological process: protein dephosphorylation.
GAUAUGGAAAUUAUUGUUAAAGAAAAAGGCUAAAAAAGAAAAAGGAAGAUAAGCACAGGAAAGGAUGGCGAGAACGCGUCAUGGUGAUUGGUGGGGCGUAGAACGCGGUGUGUUAAUGUGGAAAAAAAAUAAAAAAACACAUUUAAUUGACUUCUCCUCAGUUUUCGUGUCAACGGUUCGAGGGUCCUGAAGCCUCAUCACCAGUCUCUUCUUCUUUCAUUACACACUUGUCCUUCUCUUGCCUCUUCCUCUUCUUUCUCUUUUGUUUUCCUCUUUUUUUAGCUCCUACUAUUUCCAUUAUUGUUUUUUAUAUAUAUAUAUACUUACUUCACAAUUCAAUUACACACCAUGACCGGCAAAGAAAUCCUCUAUAAAAUGAAGGAAAAAGUUGGACUAGGUUCAUCUGCUGAUUCUGGAAAAGGGAAGAGUAAGAUGUCAAAGAACAUAACACAUGGCUAUCACUUGGUAAAGGGAAAAUCAACUCAUCCUAUGGAAGACUAUGUUGUUGCACAGUUUAGACAAGUUGAGGACAAUGAACUUGGUUUAUUUGCAAUAUUUGAUGGGCAUUUGAGCCAUGAAAUUCCUGACUAUCUGCGGACACAUUUGUUUGAAACAAUCUUAAAUGAGCCUAACUUCUGGACAGAACCAGAGGCUGCAAUGCGGAGAGCUUAUAGCAUUACUGAUAAUACUAUUUUGGAGAAAGCAGUUGAUUUGGGUAAAGGAGGUUCAACUGCGGUUACAGCAAUAUUGAUCAACUGUCAGAAGCUGGUAGUAGCCAAUCUUGGCGAUUCUCGGGCAAUUAUAUGCAAGAAUGGUGUGGCCAAGCAGCUUUCAAUUGAUCAUGAGCCAAGCAUGGAAAAGGAUGAGAUUGAAGGCAGAGGCGGGUUUGUGUCAAACUUUCCAGGAGAUGUUCCGCGAGUUGAUGGACAGUUGGCAGUGGCAAGAGCAUUUGGUGACAAGAGCUUGAAAAAACAUCUCAGUUCAGAACCAGAUGUGGAAGUAGAGAUGAUUGAUAAUGAUACAGAGUUCAUUAUCUUGGCAAGUGAUGGAUUAUGGAAGGUAAUGUCAAACCAAGAAGCAGCAGAUGCCAUCAAGAAUAUAAAGGAUGCUCGGUCUGCAGCGAAGCAUCUUACUGAAGAGGCGCUAGCUAGAAACAGCUCGGAUGACAUUUCCGUUAUAGUUGUAAGAUUUGGGUGAGAUGCAAGCCAGUUUAUACUUCUGUUCGAUAAAAAUCUCCACCAGUGUGUUAUUACCCUUGGUAGAGUAAUGAGCAAUCUCAAUACCUUGUGCCAUAAAAGAAUACUUUUGUGUUCGCCUCAUCAAUGUUAUAUAUUUUGGCAAAAUGGCAUUAAAUUGUAUAAUAUUUCUUGUUCAAACAUACUGUUCCUCUGGUUGACCGAUUAUGGAAAACAUUGAGCUUGUAGUUUUGCACUUUUGCUUAUAUGGUGUUGCCUUUGUAGCUGUGUUGAAACUU